AUGAAUACACUUAGGGCAAUACGCAAGAGACUGACCCACAUACAUAUUCCACGAAGCAUAAAAAACAAUCCACUUGUAGUUAGCCCAGACUAUGCAGUUAGACAAUUAGGCAACACACAAGAAAAAAUCAAUGGAGAUGAGAUAUAUAUGUAUGUUCUACCUAAAGUAUUUGAAGGUGUAUGCCAAAAUAUUGAAAUGAAAGAUGCCAAGAUAUCCAUGGAAAUGAAUAAAAAAGCAAUGUUUGAAGAAGUAGACAAGUACUUUGGCCAAUUUAACAGCCAACCAUUGCAUAUAUCUGAAGAGGAGUUAACUUCUAUAGUACAAAAAAUAUUGAUUAAAAACAUAAAAUAUAAAGUAGAUGGAGUAACUGAUACAACAUGUAAUAAUCACAUGAAAGAAAUGGGAUCUCUAAUUACAGAGAACCGUAUAGUGUUUAAUAGCACUACAAAUAUACGCCUUCUCUUCCGUGAUGAUAAAUAUAAAAUGGCACACCCAGUACAAGCAUAUAUAGACCUAAGUAAGGAAUUAAUAUCCGAUGAAAUUUUAGAACAAGAAAUAAAGUUCGGACUAGAAAAGCUUACUAAGUGGUAUAAAUAUAUACUUCUACACAAGGGCAUUAAUCCACAUAACUAUCUCACAUACACAGCACAAGUAAUGAAUGAGAAUCUGUUCAAUAGUUUUAUACUAAGCGAAACACUAGAUGGCAUUCUUACAAACUUUACAGCUAAUAUGAAAAUGGGCACGGAAGGAGAGCCAAAGAAAAUUGACUUAUUUUCCGAUAGAUUAGAUGGUAUGACUCAUCUUGACUAUGCACUUGCUCUAUUGAUGAAAUACCGCUGGGAAAUAGCUGAUUAUUAUGAUGAAAAUGGAGGAAAGAAGAAAGAGUUUAUCCUUUCAGAGUAUGAAGAGCAAUUGCUACAGCAGUUAUACACAGAUAGAAAAACUGUUCGUGAUGCGCUUCAGUCUAUAAAAGAAAUAACAGAAGACUGCGAAAAGUACAUUCCUAGUGCUAUGCUUGGAUCAUAUUUACAAACUACCUAUGACGAGGAGCUAAAUGUUAUAGAUCCAUCUUCCAUUACAUACGAAAAUGAGAAAAUUCAUGACAGCUUGGAUAAAGCCAUGAAAAAAUAUGAAAAUUCACAUUUUAAAGUCAAUAGAUAUAUUUUAGAUCGAGUAGACCUCUACAAAAGUCUUAUAGCUGAUCAUAUAAACUCAAACAAUGAGACAAAGGGAAGUAACCAACUACAGAAUUUAAUUCAAAGUGCCUAUAUGAAAAAAAAGCUUAUGAGGCCUACGGCAAUACUGGCUAUAAUUUUCCCGGGUGCUAUUAUAACAUCUGUUUAUCGAAGUAUAUCUCUAGGAUCUCUUGCAAUAUCAGAUUCUUGUAAUGGCCGUGUUAUGGAUAAUGCUAGCAGCAUUGGCCACCAAAGUGAACAAAGAUAUCGCUCUAACAGCCAUUAA
Messenger RNA from Nematocida parisii ERTm1, 1461 nucleotides. RefSeq lists its product as uncharacterized. The coding region runs from base 1 to 1461 and encodes 486 amino acids. The transcript has a single exon. The record is from RefSeq and is a predicted model, not a curated record. NCBI's taxonomy places the organism in Eukaryota, Fungi, Microsporidia.